Molecule: messenger RNA, 453 nt
Organism: Entamoeba nuttalli P19
Lineage: Eukaryota; Evosea; Mastigamoebida; Endamoebidae
Exons: 1
Coding region: 1-453 (150 amino acids)
Source: RefSeq, a predicted model, not a curated record
AUGAAGUUGUUAAUAGUGUGCCUCUUUGUGUUGAUAUGUCAUAGUAAAUGUCUUACAAAUGAAAUGUACAGAAAUAUGUUGGACGAAAGGUUCUUAAUUGAAGAUAAACUUGUUAAGUUAGAUGCAAGAAUUCGAGAAAUUGAAGACAUUGAAAGAAUCACAGAAGAUAGGAUUGCUUUUUUGAAACAACAAAUUCGUUACGCUAUUUCUAAACGUGCAAUUAAAGGGAUAAAAAAACAAAUGGCACGAGCUAAUGGUGACUUGAUAUCUGCUAAAUUACAAAAAGAACGUGAAAUGAAUCGAUUAAGAAAAAUUGUUUUAUCUAUCCCUAAACACGCUCGUGAUGAGCUUAUUCGUAGUACUCAUUUAGAAGUUAGAGUAAGGUCAUUUUUAAAUCCAUUGGACAAUGUCGACAAAGUGGUUGAUGAAAUAGUUAAUAAAGAAAUUAAAUAA